ACCUAAUAACUUCCUAUCCUCGUUUCUUCACAACCGGCUUUGAGUAAUUAUAAAAACCUCUCUCGCGUAUUGUUGCCGUUGCUUGAUAUCUUUCGCCGUCGUCUCUUGAGAGUCUUGCGAAGAUGGUUCUUCAAAACGAUAUCGAUCUGCUUAACCCUCCAGCUGAGCUUGAGAAGAGGAAGCAUAAGCUCAAGCGUCUUGUUCAGUCUCCCAAUUCCUAUUUCAUGUAUGUGAGGUGCUAUGGCUGCUUCAACAUCACGACUAUUUUCAGUCACUCACAGACAGUCGUGGUAUGGGGAAAAUGCCAGAACGUUCUGUGCCAGCCUACAGGAGGAAAGGCCAGGCUCACAGAAGGAUGCUCUUUCAGGAAGAUAUCAUCAUGAGCUUGUAUUUUUUGUUGAUUUAAUAUCAUUUUAAAUACCAAUCAGUUUGCAGUCAUCUAAAAAGCUCACUGGUUUUCUCCUCCUUUACCCUCCUGUUUCAUACAUUAAUAGUUGACAUUAAUAGUUGACAAUGAAGGAUUUGCUUUCAUGCAUUCGUUACCACUUAUCAAGGAAAGCCCUGAAAUGUUCAUGAAAGGCUUUUUUACUCUUUAAAGCUUCUUUCUUUUCUUUUCCCUGCUCACCUGUCUUUGGUUUCUAGAGAGAACCUUGACUUUCAGUGUUAAAAAACGGCGUUUGGGAUCCAUAAACAUAAUCUAAUGCUAUUAUGUGAGAUUAGAAUCAGAAUCACCACAUGGUUGCUU
This is a messenger RNA of Arabidopsis lyrata subsp. lyrata, 745 nucleotides long. Its product is annotated as 40S ribosomal protein S27-1. The record is from RefSeq and is a predicted model, not a curated record. The transcript has 4 exons. Gene Ontology annotation, biological process: translation; ribosomal small subunit assembly. NCBI's taxonomy places the organism in Eukaryota, Viridiplantae, Streptophyta, Magnoliopsida, Brassicales, Brassicaceae. Gene Ontology annotation, molecular function: RNA binding; structural constituent of ribosome. Gene Ontology annotation, cellular component: ribosome; cytosolic small ribosomal subunit. The coding region runs from base 123 to 383 and encodes 86 amino acids.